CCCACAAACACACACACAAGAGCUUCCCCAACCAAACUGCGAGUGAAGAAGCUAGCAUGGCCAUUCAGCUCCCAUCCGGUGGGUGACAGCAGAAAUCUGCUGCUCAUUCUCUCCAUCUUUCUGGUGAAGCUAGUUUUUUUUGCAGUAAACAAGAGGUCAGGAAAGCAGGAAAGCAAAGCUUAAAAAGAGAGACACAACCCCAGAAGCCAGAAGUACUAGUUACUCAUCCUCCUCUUUGUUUUUAAUCUUUAUUCCCUUUUGCUCCUCCCCACUUUCUUUUCCUUUUGAAAUCUGUAUAACCUUUUGAGCUAUAUAUCUAGCUUGCAAUAGUACCUCCCCCUCAAUUUUCUAUUCUCAAUCUUCUUGGGUUCUGAUCACUUCCUCUCACAGAUAGGUUCUUUGUAUUUGAGUAAUCAAUUUAAAGCAUAGAAUUAUGGAUGCCCAUUCUCUUCCCCCUCCUUUCCACACUAGAGAUUUCCAACUCCAUCACCAGCAGCAGCAGCAGCAGCAUCACCACCAGUUCCACCACCAGCAGCAAAACUCCGAAGACGAGCAGACCGGAAGCAGCGGCCUCAACAAGGGAACCAAAAGAGAGCGAGAUAUCGACAACAACAACAACGACAGUGGAAAUGGCGGUGAAGGCAGCAAAGAGCUGAACAUCACUGUUUCCGGGGAUGGAUCGGAAAUGACAAGAAGACCGAGAGGCAGGCCUGCCGGAUCCAAAAACAAGCCGAAGCCGCCCAUCAUCAUUACUCGAGAUAGUGCUAAUGCUCUCCGAACCCAUGUCAUGGAAAUCGCUGAUGGCUGCGACAUAGUGGAGAGUGUUGCCACCUUUGCUCGCAGACGCCAGAGAGGCGUCUGCAUUAUGAGCGGCACGGGGACUGUCACCAACGUCACCCUCAGGCAACCAGCGACCCCGGGCUCUGUCGUAACUUUACACGGCCGAUUUGAGAUCUUGUCCCUAGCAGGGUCCUUCCUACCACCUCCAGCCCCGCCUGCGGCAACUGGUUUGACCAUUUAUCUGGCAGGCGGGCAAGGGCAGGUGGUUGGAGGCAGUGUUGUUGGGACUCUUUUGGCUUCGGGUCCGGUGGUGAUUAUGGCUGCCUCGUUUAGCAACGCCGCGUACGAGCGGCUUCCACUGGAGGAGGACGAGGGUUCGAUGCCAAUGCCGGGAGGGAGUAUGGGGUCUCCCACCGCGGUUGGUCAACAACAGCACCAGCAGCAACAGCAGCAACAACAGCUUUUGGCCGAAGCUGCUAAUACAAAUGCGCCUCUUUUCCAUGGUUUACCUCCCAAUCUCCUAAAUUCCAUGCAAUUGCCGGCUGAAGCGGCGUACUGGGCUACCGGCCGCCCUCCAUUCUAACCAUAUUGAUGUCCUUGAAGAAGAACAACAACAAGAAGAAGCCUUUCCAGUUCAAGAUGGUCAUUCAGUACUCCUCUCUUCACACCUGCAUCUUACCAAGAUGACACAAGACUUUGUAGCUGGCUAGUAGCUAUGUAGCUAGCAGAAUUUGGGUUGUCGAGCAUUUUCAGGUUUUUAAUGUGUUUCUUUUUCUCUUUUUUUUUUUCUGAGUUUGGUUUAGCUAGCAUUUGAUCGAUGAUUUAGGUACGUACCAUUUAUAUGUUUUACAUCUUUGAUUGAUCGAAAGACUACUGUGUAUAUUCAUGGAUUAUUAUUCUUGGUGAGAGUUUC
Molecule: messenger RNA, 1693 nt
Organism: Fragaria vesca subsp. vesca
Lineage: Eukaryota; Viridiplantae; Streptophyta; Magnoliopsida; Rosales; Rosaceae
Product: putative DNA-binding protein ESCAROLA-like
Exons: 1
Coding region: 434-1363 (309 amino acids)
Biological process (GO): vegetative to reproductive phase transition of meristem
Cellular component (GO): nucleus
Molecular function (GO): DNA-binding transcription factor activity; minor groove of adenine-thymine-rich DNA binding
Source: RefSeq, a predicted model, not a curated record